Messenger RNA from Necator americanus (New World hookworm), 1626 nucleotides. RefSeq lists its product as uncharacterized. Gene Ontology annotation, cellular component: plasma membrane. The coding region runs from base 1 to 1626 and encodes 541 amino acids. The record is from RefSeq and is a predicted model, not a curated record. NCBI's taxonomy places the organism in Eukaryota, Metazoa, Nematoda, Chromadorea, Rhabditida, Ancylostomatidae. The transcript has 11 exons. Gene Ontology annotation, molecular function: protein binding.
AUGAUUGGAGUCUUCUUCCGCUGUGUCUGGUUGGAUACGUCCUUACAGAUGAUCAUAACCCAAGAGGCUAACCGGACUACUCUAUUUUGGCGUAUCAUUGAUCUGGUGCCUACUCCAGACGACUGGCCUUGGGUGAGAGUUCCGUUCAUAUCGCUCCACAACACCCCUCCGCUCGUCUUCCGACACGAGAAGUUUCAAUUCAAAUUCCCGUUGGUCAUCCUCGCCGUGCUUGCUCAAACAGAAUGCAGCUUGCGAGGAGUCGCGAGCUCCGCCCCAGCAGAGACAGUUCGCGGCAUGUUGCCCUCACUGUACGCCGCGCUCUCCUUGAGCAUCAUCUAUCGUAUUACCAUCAAUUUCCCCGAACUGCCCUAUUCCGAACUGCAAAAUGUAGGAUCUCGACAGUUUCUGCGCUCUUCACGCGACAUUGCUAGUUCAGUCGACAAGUUAUUAGCUAAUUUACCUGGACAACACAGCACCAGCGUCUAUCAGUACAGGUACCACAAGGAUCUUGGCACACUCGCGUACCUUGAAGUGCAUUCGGAUGAGCUGUCAGACCGUGUGAAGUCGCGGAUCCUUAGCGCGUUGAAGCACGGUUCCAUCGGUCUCCAGCGAGCAACCGCCAACGGAUUCGAAUUCCACGUCAUCCGAGAUGCGAACUCAAACUGCUCGGCGACCGAGUUUCAGUGCCUAGAUGGUGGCUGCGUCGAUGCAACACUUCGAUGUGACGGUCACAAGGAUUGUGGUGACGGUUCGGACGAGUCAGCCAAACACGCCUACUGCCGAAGUUCUACGCCACUGAUCUACCAGACGAACCGUGUUGUGUACGUCCCAUCCGGAGGAAGCGCCCUUUUGUCCGCAGUCAUAGACGAGUUGCCAAAAAAUCAUCAGGUACUAUGGUCUCGAAAAGGAAAAAUCAUCGGCGAAGGAUCGCUCUCAAAUUCCCGGGAUCCCCGAGUGAACAUCUAUCGAGCGACGUCCGAGUACUUUCUGAGGAUAGACAAAGUUACCGCUGAUGAUGCCGGAGAGUACACACUUACUAUUAGCGGAAUGGGAGUUGAUGCGACAUUCGAGUUACGAGUUUCUGAGGAUGCCGUGAAGCCAGCAAGUGUUGGAUGUCCAAAAAACGAGAGGAUGUGUCGUUCCGGUCAUUGCUUGCCGGUUUCUCAGUUUUGUGAUCGAAUCGUUCAAUGCCCCGACGGUGACGAUGAGCAGAAUUGCACUACCAUCAAAUGCUCUUCGUCCGAAUUCCGAUGUGAAUCGACCAAUUCCUGCGUUCCAGAUGUAGUAAGAUGUGACGGAUGGAAAGAUUGUCAUGAUGGAAGUGACGAGGCGAACUGUACGCUGUCGAAACAUUCACAUUCGCAUCAUCACAUCCAUCAUCAUCGUAAAUUUUCUCGCCUUACCGUUACAUGCGAAGAUGGCACCGCGCCGGAAUACAGUUUACAUGGUUCCAGUUACUGUUGGUCAGACUCGGUUUGUCCGACUGAUACCAGUUGCAUCCAAGGAUUGUGCUGUCGUGCUGGAAGAGCAGUAGAAAGAAUGGAGAGAAGGAGUUCUUCACAAUGCUUAGCUAGAUUUAUAGAAGUUGCAAAGAUUCCGUCCUACGAGUCAUCACUGACGGAAUGA